GCUUCCGGUCCCGGUCCCGGAUCCGGUUCCGGUGGGCGCCUGCCAGGGUUCUUGGCUACGUGUCCCUCGCACUGUCGGGAGAACGGGCAGCCAUGGAUCAGGUCAUGCAGUUUGUGGAGCCGAGUCGGCAGUUCGUGAAGGACUCCAUCCGGCUGGUGAAGAGAUGCACCAAGCCGGAUAGGAAAGAAUUCCAGAAGAUUGCCAUGGCAACAGCAAUAGGAUUUGCUAUCAUGGGCUUCAUCGGCUUCUUUGUGAAGUUGAUCCACAUCCCCAUUAACAACAUCAUUGUGGGUGGCUGACCACUUUGGAAGAGUGUUUUUCUUCUUGACACCGUAGGGGUGGAGAAGCUCAUGAAGUAAAAGUUUGUCUCUG
Messenger RNA from Octodon degus (degu), 372 nucleotides. RefSeq names its product Sec61 translocon gamma subunit (gene Sec61g). Bases 93 to 299 code for a protein of 68 amino acids. Gene Ontology annotation, molecular function: transmembrane protein transporter activity. The record is from RefSeq and is a predicted model, not a curated record. The transcript has 4 exons. Gene Ontology annotation, biological process: protein targeting; post-translational protein targeting to membrane, translocation. NCBI's taxonomy places the organism in Eukaryota, Metazoa, Chordata, Mammalia, Rodentia, Octodontidae. Gene Ontology annotation, cellular component: membrane; Ssh1 translocon complex.